Messenger RNA from Leishmania major strain Friedlin, 798 nucleotides. RefSeq names its product putative trypanothione synthetase. Gene Ontology annotation, molecular function: ligase activity. NCBI's taxonomy places the organism in Eukaryota, Euglenozoa, Kinetoplastea, Trypanosomatida, Trypanosomatidae. Gene Ontology annotation, cellular component: cytoplasm. The transcript has a single exon. The coding region runs from base 1 to 798 and encodes 265 amino acids. The record is from RefSeq and is a predicted model, not a curated record.
AUGGGAUGCAAAUCAUCAGCAGAAGCGAAGCCCAGCGAAACGCGUUCGCCCUCAGCUCGUCUAUCCCGAAACAGCGUGACGACACCUCCCGAUCGGAUGGACACGGCGCACCGUCUGCAUCCAGCCGCCCGUGAAGAAGUCGAUCUCGACCCUGAAAACGUCGCCGGUGCGGAGCACAUUAGCCCGUCCGUCGUCACAGCCCGCAGCAGCAGCCGGGUUGCUGCCGUUACCCUGCAUGGCAUCUGUGGAUACACCCACAACGGUGUGCCUGCGUACAGCAAUGGCACCUCGAACACAUGGCCGUGGAUGAAGAACUUCUGCGAAGGUAUCUUCAUGGGGUACCAGUGGCAGUGUGUGGAGUUCGCCAGGCGGUGGCUCUGGGUGACGCACCGACUGUUGCUGCCGAAGCGUAGCUGCGCCUACUGCUUUUCCAGCUGCACGUACGCAUACCGGCUCAAGAAGGACUCAUCACUCAUCUCGCAGCGGGCACGUGCUGCAAUGCACAAAGCUGCGGCAGAGACCGGCGCUGGCUCGCCAUCGUCCUCCAAGGAAGUGAAUGCCGCGACAGAGGCGAGGCACCUUGGACCGUGCACGAGCAGAGACACCUGGGAAAAGGUACCCGCCAAGUUCGUGAAGCAAGGCUCACUGGUGCCUCCGGUGGCGGACAGCCUGAUUGUCUACCCGAUAAGCUGGGGUAGCCCGUGGGGGCACAUCGGUGUCAUCACCGCCGUUGACCUGGAUCGACAUCGUGUCUACGUUGCUGAUCAAAACCGCUACUUUCACGACUGGAACGGCUAG